CAGUCACAAACCACUCGCACCAGCACGACUUUCUACCACUUUCGUUUUCAACUGCUUCUCUCCAUAUUUCACGUGUGAGAAUGAAUCAGCGUGAUUUUAUGAUCUGAAGAAAAGAGUGGGUGAUAUCGAGAAUCUGUCGACCUUGACUUCCGUUAUCCGCAGUAUGAUCAUAUCUGAGCCUGCGAGUCGUAUUUUGCGAUGGUGUUCGCCAAAAGGAAAAGUUAGUUGAUCAUGAGUGUUUCACACUGGGCCCUCCUUCUGAUUUUAAUUUACAAAGAGAUCACUUUAGGCAUUGGGCAGGCUCACAACGAGACGCAGGUGAAAAACAUCAACGACCUUUAUGUAACGACAUCAUGCAUUGAUCCUCCUUUCGUGUGUCCACAUCCAAGAAUACAAUUUUUCCUAUAUACCAGGUACACACAGAAGAACCCUGAACUUCUAGACACGACGAAUCCCGAAUCCCUGUACAAUAGCCAUUUUAAUCCUGCACAUCCUACAAAAGUGAUUAUACACGGUUUUCAGGGUGGAAGAAAUUUUUCCCCGAGCACUGAUUUAAGAGAUGCUUAUUUUAAAAGAGGAGACUACAACAUAAUCAUAGUCGAUUAUUCGACCCUCGUUCGUCUGCCAUGCCUGAGUCAGAUGCAGUGGUCGCCAGGAUUCUGUGCUCAAUGCAUCGCCCAGAUGGUGUAUUAUCUGUCUCAGCACCCUCGAGGAAUUCAGCCGGAGAAGCUCCACCUGAUGGGGUACAGCAUAGGAGCCCACAUUGCUGGUCUUACAGCUAAUUACUUAGAAGGAGCCAAACUGGGGCGCAUAACAGGGCUCGACCCAACAAUUAUAUUUUACAUGGGUACCAACCGUUCGCAUGACUUGGAUCCGACCGAUGCAAAUUUUGUAGACGUUAUUCACACUGGAGCUGGAAUUUUAGGGCAGUGGGGACCAAACGGACACGCAGACUUUUAUGUAAACGGUGGAACGAGUCAGCCCGGGUGCUUAAGCACAAGCAUAAUCAAAACACUCUCUUGUGAUCAUACAAAAGUGACUCCGUAUUUUAUCGAGUCGAUAAACAGCAAAACUGGAUUUUGGGCUGUUCCUUGUCCAAACAGAUUCUCAUACAAUCUUGGCCUUUGUAAACCGUCCAAUAUUAACGAAUACGUCCUUAUGGGCGAACAUUUGUCUCAUAAGGCUCGAGGCAUUUUUUACCUUUCAACUAAUGCGAACAAACCUUAUGCAAAAGGUUUUCCAGGUUGAAAUCACUGAACAGUCUUUAAUGUAUAUUUUCUAGUUAGCAAAGUCUUAUAUGAAAAAAAAAAUUAUAUUAGUUCACAUUGAAUUAAUAUUAAACACA
Molecule: messenger RNA, 1345 nt
Organism: Cimex lectularius (bed bug)
Lineage: Eukaryota; Metazoa; Arthropoda; Insecta; Hemiptera; Cimicidae
Product: inactive pancreatic lipase-related protein 1
Exons: 9
Coding region: 232-1248 (338 amino acids)
Biological process (GO): lipid metabolic process
Molecular function (GO): lipase activity
Source: RefSeq, a predicted model, not a curated record